Messenger RNA from Lottia gigantea (owl limpet), 555 nucleotides. RefSeq lists its product as hypothetical. The record is from RefSeq and is a predicted model, not a curated record. Gene Ontology annotation, molecular function: ligand-gated monoatomic ion channel activity. The annotation marks the transcript as partial. NCBI's taxonomy places the organism in Eukaryota, Metazoa, Mollusca, Gastropoda, Lottiidae. Gene Ontology annotation, cellular component: membrane. The transcript has 2 exons.
AUUUUUCAGAAAGCUGACAUGUCUGUGAGUCCACUAGCUAUAUCUUCACAGCGAUCUACAGUUGUGGAUUUCUCCUUUCCGUAUUAUUACGACUACAGUGGAGUCGGAUAUAAACUACCGGAUCCUAAUCUGAGUAAAUGGAAGAAAUUAUUGGCUCCGUUUAAAUGGGAAGUGUUCUUAUGCAUCAUUAUAUCGUUUAUAUUGUUACUAUUGCUACUCUACACCAUUGAGAGACAGAAUCCUUUCUACAAAACCAACCAGAUUCCCAAAUUUACUGACAUUUUCCUAUUUUCGACAUUGCAUUAUGACUUCCAUUUUGCAGGCUGCUCAAACCAACCAAAAUCAGCGAGUGGAAGAUGUAUCGUGGCUUUCUGGUGGCUGUUUUCCAUCAUUUUGGUCGCUGCCUACAGUGGGAAUUUAAUAGCGUUUUUAACCGUUACUAAAGAUCAACAACCGUUGACGUCCUUGAUGGAACUUGGUCAGCAGAGCGAGUAUAGAUGGGGAACUGUAGGCAGUAGUGUUUGGGAGACAUUUCUUGAGGUAUGUUCAUGCUAA